This is a messenger RNA of Capsicum annuum, 819 nucleotides long. RefSeq lists its product as uncharacterized. The coding region runs from base 246 to 422 and encodes 58 amino acids. The transcript is spliced from 2 exons. The record is from RefSeq and is a predicted model, not a curated record. NCBI's taxonomy places the organism in Eukaryota, Viridiplantae, Streptophyta, Magnoliopsida, Solanales, Solanaceae.
GUUUUGACCCCCUUCACAUUUCAAAAGCCAUGACAAAACUUAUUUUAGAACUUCAAUACAAACUUUACUUAAAUCUGAUUCCUCCUAAAUAUUUGAGCAUGUUGUACUAAUAACGACCUGGGUUUCCCCAGAUUUUGUCCGAUUCCCAUAUCCAACAACGAAUCCCCGUUGCAUUUUCAAAUAAAGCCGUUUCCUUUGUGCUUCAUUCCAUCGUCCGGCAGGCGGAAAUCUAGCUGUAGACAAGUAUGAGUAUAAAACCAACCGUUGCAUUGAGAGCCAUCCUCAUCGGAGGAAUAGCUGCUUUUGCAAAAAUUGGUGGUGCUGUUAAAGCUGCAGGAGGUGUAAAAUUAGGUGCAGCUGCCGCUGCCAUGACUGCUGCUGCAACAGCAGCCGUAUCAGGAUCAAAAAAGGAAGAAAAGUAGGAUGGUUCUCAGCAGUUGGCACCCAAGUGAUGCCCACAGCUCAUUUGUUUUAUCCUCCCCCCCCCCCCCCCCCCCCCACCUCCAAUGUAACUUCUAAACUGUCAAAAUAAAAGUUGGUAGGGUGGUGGAAUACGCCAGUCAAAUGGUUUCCCAAGAUGAUAUUUAAUAGCUGAGAUAUACAGGUCCUUACAACCGUUGGACUCGUUAGAUCUGUACUAAUGGAUGUAGGAAUUUUGUUGGAAGUGAAAAAUCAUCACUCAGUUCCUGUGCCUAGAUGCAGUCUGUUUGCUCUCCACCAUCUGAGGUAUGUUAUUGUUUUUGUACCGGUAAAGGAUGUAUUACUGCUUCUGUGCUCCUUUCAAAAGCAAAAUUUAUGUUUUUGUGGGGUUUUACAACA